AUGUGUCUCAAAGAUGAUGGUUUAGAUCCAUUUCACUAUGUCUCUGCACCUGGAAUGUUUAACAAUUCUCUAUACAAAAAUAGUGGGGUAAAACUUAAGCUCAUGACAGAUAUGGAUGAGUAUCUGAUAGUUGAAAAUGAGAUCCAUGGAGGAAUGACAAUAACAAGUUAUCGAUAUGCCAAAGCAAAUAAUCCACAAUGUCCAGACUAUGAGCCUAGCAAGCUGAAGUCCUGGGCCUUAUAUAAAGAUAUGAAUACCUUAUAUUUAGAUGCAAUGACCCAAUACAUGCUUACAGAAAUCCUAGAUAAGGUAAGUUUAGAAGAAGUACCUGACAUCCAAAGUAUUGCACCAGAUACAGAAAUAGGCUAUAUACUUGAAGUUGAUUUAGAAGCCCCAGUGCACUUGCAUAAUUACUUUGCAGAUUAUUCUUUAGUGCUAGAAAAGCAAAUAAUAUCAGAAAACUGGCUUAGUCUAUACAAUGAAAUAUUAGUGCAUGAUAAAAAUGUUGGAGAAGAGAAAUAUGUAUCUGGAGAAAAGCUAGUUCAGACUCUUUUUACUAAGAAGAAUUAUAUAGUUCAUUACCGAGCUCUCCAGACAUAUAUGAAUGAAGAUUACAAAGAUUCAUAG
This is a messenger RNA of Cetraspora pellucida, 627 nucleotides long. The record is from the annotation of a GenBank genome assembly. NCBI's taxonomy places the organism in Eukaryota, Fungi, Glomeromycota, Glomeromycetes, Diversisporales, Gigasporaceae.